Molecule: messenger RNA, 1517 nt
Organism: Coffea eugenioides
Lineage: Eukaryota; Viridiplantae; Streptophyta; Magnoliopsida; Gentianales; Rubiaceae
Product: GATA transcription factor 5-like
Exons: 2
Coding region: 196-1215 (339 amino acids)
Biological process (GO): positive regulation of DNA-templated transcription
Cellular component (GO): nucleus
Molecular function (GO): zinc ion binding; sequence-specific DNA binding
Source: RefSeq, a predicted model, not a curated record
CCACGAACCAGCGCUCAUUUCAGUGCUUUCCUUCCCACAAUUUCUUUCCAACUUUUUCCUGCUUCACCCCCUUUAUCUUCUUUUCUCUGCAACCUCCUCCUAUCUUCCGUUUCUUUUACUUGUCAUCUGUAUAUUUAUAACGCCAUAUUUUUAAACGUUUUAAAAGAAGAACAACUUAAAAGGGGUAUUGAAAUUAUGGAUUGCAUGGAAGCAAAAGCUUUGAAAUCCAGUCUGCUUUCGGAUAUAGGGGUGAUGAAACCAAGCCAACAACAAGGUUUUGUUGAUGAUAUAUGGUGUGUGACUGGACUCAACAACGUUUCCUGUGAUGAUUUUUCGGUUGAUGAUCUUCUUGACUUCUCUGAUAAAGAUUUUAAGGAUGGCCCUCUUAAGGAAGAUGAAGAUUUUAAGGACACCCUUUCCCUCUCUUCUUCGCAACAUCAUCAUCACCACCAUCACCGCAACUCCAAUUUUUCAUCUUUUUCCGAAACUGACGAUUUUGGCUCAUUACUGGCCGCCGAGCUUGCUGUUCCGGCAGAAGAAAUGGAGAAUCUGGAGUGGUUAUCUCAAUUUGUCGAUGAUUCCCGUUCAGAAGUAUCUCUGUUAUGUCCCGCCGGAAGUUUCAAGGACAACAAAGGAAGAUUGACGGAAAAAUGGUCUGAACCGGCGGUUCAUAUGAUUAGAGUGCCAUGUUUUCCUUUGCACGUUCCGGUUAAACCGAGAAGCAAACGGUCGAGGCCAAAUGGCAGAGUUUGGUCAGGGUCGCCUUCUUUGACUACAACCGAGUCGUCUUCGACGUCGUCGUCAUCAUACGGGUCCUCCGCGUUGUCUCCUUUUAUUUUAUCGAACCCGGUUCAGGACAGUGAAACGCUCUCAAGCGUUGAAAAACCCCCGGCUAAGAAGCAGAAGAAGAAACCGGCUACCGACACCGGUUCCGGGUCGAUUGGUUCGCAGACGUCACGUCGGUGCAGUCAUUGCCAGGUUAAUAAGACGCCACAAUGGCGAACCGGUCCUUUGGGUCCCAAAACGUUAUGCAACGCAUGCGGGGUUCGGUAUAAGUCCGGUCGGCUUUUUCCUGAGUACAGACCGGCUUGUAGUCCGACGUUCUCUCAAGAGGCUCACUCGAAUAGCCACCGAAAAGUUUUGGAAAUGCGGCGGAAGAAGGAGGCGACCGGCCAUGUAGAGGCCGGCUUGACUCCAAUGGUUUCGAGUUUUUGAGGUUUUGGUUUGGGUUGAUAAGAUUUGGUAGUGAACCGGUCAGGGUCAUAGGGGUUCGGUUAGGUAUAAGCUUGGCUGCGAUUAUAAAAUGUACAAUUUUGUUCGGUGGACUGAUUCGCAGGCGUUAGAUUUGAAGGGUAACUGAGGAAGGUUGUUUUUUUUAGGCCAUUUAUUUCCAUACAAGUAUAUUAUUUUCCUUGUAAUAUAGUAGGUGAUAUUUAUUUUGCAGUUUGAUUUUUACUCCAAAUAGUGAUGUACUAAUGGGAUCUUAAUUAAUUUAGAAGUUACUCUACUUUUUUUUU